Messenger RNA from Lactuca virosa, 558 nucleotides. The record is from the annotation of a GenBank genome assembly. Lineage: Eukaryota; Viridiplantae; Streptophyta; Magnoliopsida; Asterales; Asteraceae.
AUGAGUCGUAAGGAAACGUCGGAUUGGAAAAUUGCCAAUAAAAAUAAGGGUGGGUGGAAUGUCGAUAAGGUUUCUACACCUUUCUUUCUCACCUAUUUUCCUCCUGACUUGGAUAAUAAGCAACUUUGGUCCAUUUGUGAAAAGAGGGUGUUCAAUUCGGUGCCAGUAGAUGUUCCUGUGGCUGGUCCAGUAGAUGUUGAUGUUGACGGUUCUGGAAUAGUUCCGACUGUUUCGAUUGCUACAGUGGCAGGUCCUACGGUGGAGGUUAUUCAAGGGUUGUGUGAUGAUAAUGUAUCGACUGAGUCUCUUUCACAGCCACCUAGUUUCAGGCGUGAUGCUAAGUUGGAUCCUGGGACUAGUAAAAUAAAGUCUAAUUCUGCUAGUUCUCAUGGUUCUUCGAGAUUGUUGAAAAAACGAGUCUCGGCUAAUAUUGAAGAUAUUUCGGAUAUCAUGAAACAGUAUGUUGAAAUGGGAAGGUUGUUUGGUUAUGAUAUGGAGGGUAACAAAGAUAAGGUGAAACAAAUUUUGGCUAGUAUUGGUGUGAUUCAGGUUGUUUAA